UAAUAAUAAUAAUUUUCGAUGUUAAAAAAGGGUCCAGCUGAAGAAGGCAGCAGCAGGUGGGUUCAAAAUUCCACAGCUGUUUGGAUAUCAGUGCGGUCUUCUACCUAAAAUUGACUAAUUGUUGGUCAUUAGUUGGCCGAAAAAUGGCCACUGGCCUAUUGGAGUGUGUAUUCAAUGGUUGGAGCAAAGUAUUUUAGGUAUUCAGUUUGAAUGAAAGUUUGGCACAUGUGUGUAAAAACCAUUCCUUGUCAUUCGGAUAUACCUGAGAAUUAAGACACAAGCAGCAUGGAAAAUGAGCAGGAAGAGUUUGGACACAGACAUAUGCAGCAUGCACACCAUCCACGAGUUUCCAUGCCAUACGGAAAUGUGGGUCAGAAUCCAGACCAGGAGACCCAUGGCGGCCCUUCGUAUACUCUAUACUCCAUAUACGAACAGCCGCGUGAUACCAUGGUGGGCCAAGCCUUAUCUGAUAGUUACAUGCUAAUGGGCCCAUACAUGUCGACGCCCGAGUCGAUUAGUAGCCGUGCUACCACGUUCCAGUCACAGCCUUCCUUCACGGCCCUGGUGGCAUCAUCACAUCGCGAAAUAGCCAGCACCAGCUAUGGGACGAGUUCUGGUCGAUGCGACAAAUGCAGUUCUCUCACAACAGUGUGCCGCUGUCAGGUGGUAUCACCCGCGGCCAGCACAAGUCGGUACGCAGAGCAGGUGCACUCCACCCAGAGACUGCCCCAAGAGUCACCGCCUCAGUUCUUUGAGCUGCCCUCUUCGUCAACAUCGACUGUGUCAAUGCCAACGACGACGGUAAACUCCAGUCCCGGAGUCAUUCCAAAUCCCAAAAAACAAAAGACUGAAACACUCCGAGAGCAUGUGUCGUUGGAUCAAGACAACGACAAUGCAAAUGCCCAUGCACAUGGAGUGGUGGCCUCUGUCGACGGCACUUGGCCAGCUGCAGCCAUUGAAGACCACGCAAUGGAUGCCUCCGCAGUGGUUUACGAAAUGCCAUCCAGUUCGCUGCUGAGCAGCAGCCCCUUUGAGGCCAGUAGUAGCAAUAUUCCACCGAGCUCUGGCCUUGCUAGCGUCUACGAUGAUGUAACAUCCAGUGCAUCUGAUACAGAGCACGUGCAGUUCGCCCACACCCGCACAACCAACACGACCACAACCACGUCGGCCAUUCAGGCUCACAAAAAGAAGGCGAAUCAGGCAGCAAAUCGCUCCGGAAACGGGGAUGCUUCAUCCUCCUCUUCAGCCAAUGAACUGGAUGCCACACCGAGCACGAGUGCGCAAGCUCGUCGACAACAGAGAACAAAUUUAUUGAAUGGCUACCAGCAGCACCCUAACGUCCUGGAGCCUGAGAACGAUAGUAGCGACGAUGGCUGGGAUCUUCGCAUGCGUUAUCCUCCUUCAUUGAAGCCGUCUGAGCCUGUUAUAAGGGGCAACAACACCAACAAAAACCUGACUGACCGGCAUACAGAUCAUAACUACUACAAUAGUCGCCGAGAUGUGUCGAGGGCGCCUCCAGAUAGCACUUUUGUGUCCGCAGCUUCAUGCUCUACGGCUACACACACUACCCGCAGUGUGGAUUAUGGGGCUAGAGAGCUUUGCGGGGCUCAUCGAAUGCGCCAGAGAUCUUCAGAGCCUGCUGACGCAGUGUCUCCUCCUUCCACUACAUCGGAUCAAGAGCUGGAGCAGCAGCAGCAGCUGCAACAGCUACAGCAACAGCAACUGCAACAGCAACUGCAUGAGAGACAAGAUACACCAGCCCAUCGUAACUCCUUUGGUUCUAAUGCGAACUGUGGUAUUAUUCGAAAUCGUGUGCGUUCCAUUGACGAGGUUGCGCAUCCACCCAGAAAACUCGCGCGCUUGGAGGCCGAAGGUGCAUCGUCUUCGAACUGCACCACAAAGCUCUCGCCGACAAACUUUAAUUCCUUUUUGCCAGGAAGGACAAGGCAUCCCACCUAUGCCGAGCCCGCGAGUAGUUCCUUACAGCAGACUUCAGCACAGACGCAACAGCCUUUGAACGGAUCUUGCGUAAUUACCUAUGUGGGUAGACCAAGAGAAAGGCAGUCCCCUGCCGAUGCACAGAGUCAGAAUCAGCCUUCAACUUCAUCGGGAAGGCGAAACCAUUUGAACCGAGGCGACGUUGUGCUCACUGCUCCAGAUCUGCAACUGGACGAUUGGUCCUCCGACUCAAAUGAUGAUGACGUAGUCUUUGUGCACUCGACACGAGAGCCAAUACUCUCCAUUGAUUUGACAUCUGACGAUGACGCCGCCGUUAAUGAAACCCAACAGCAGCGAGCACGGGAAUGGGCACGGGAACAGGAGCACGUGUGGGAACAGCCAGUUUCAGCCCUCGGCCUUCCCGCGGUCAGUGGCUCUGAGGAAAGGCGUCCCAUUUUCAACUAUGCCUACUCCAUUCCAUACCCUCGAAGGGACCGACGAACAGAGCCGAGCAAUGCCGGCACCUCAUUUGCCUUCUAUAGCGGAGGGCUGCCGGAUCGAGCUGCCAUUACGGAUCACAAUUACAGCUACGAUCAUAAUCAUGCGCAAGCACCAGCUACGCUGAUGGAAGAGCCCGGCCCGGCAGCAAGUAAUUAUUUUACGCGUCAAGGUCAAGGAUGCACGCCUCGGUGUCCCACGAUGGACUCGCAGCGGUACUUCCAGCCGAUCACUCCUCCAUCCAUGUGGCUCUUUGGAGCACCUCCAGAGACCAACCCCACAGAGGGCUACAGUCGCAUGCCCAGAACCGCCCCCACUACGACUUCCGGCUCCGAACAAUCUGGCCAGCAGUCCCGACGUAGACGGACUAGUCCAGCAAACGUCUACCACCGUUACCAGCCGUAUUACGUGCCUCACUAUGCGAUCACUCCACUUCCCACAGUUAUGGAAGCCGUCUAUUCGCCCAACCCUCAUCCGCAUCCGCAUCCGCAUCCACACUAUCAAGGCGGGCAAGGUGGGAGCAGUCGGAGUUCGUUAAGAGGCGCCAUGAGUGCUGCCGCUGUGGCGGCAACAGCAGCUGCGGCCCAAGCUCAAUCCUUCAACGAGCUCUUGUCCCUGGCCAGUGUUCACAAUGAGUCAGAAGCGAGCAUAAAUAAUCGAUUGGACAGAGGCCAAUCACCUCUUCCAAUCGUGCCCCGAGCCCAUCCCAUGGCCCCAUCUGUCGGUCUGGUUAGCCAACCACCGCCUGUGGCAACGACCAAUGGUACUCUGGCCGCUGCUGGUGUCUCGCCUCCUCCACCGCUGGAAAUGUAUUCAGGUCGAGCCACCAUACCCUACUGUGGCUCACCGCCCUUUAGCGUGCGGCGUUCGGAGGCCGCGUACAGCAAUCGUCAGCAUUAUCAGCCGCAGCCGCAUCAAGGCCACCAGGCUCCUCAAAAUCAAAUGCAUGCACACAUUCAUCCCCCUCAUCGAGCAAGUGCCAUUGUGGCCACCUCGCUGACACCUGCUCCGCCAUAUCCGGUUCAUCAAAAUCUGUGGUAUCGUCAGCAGAGCAUGCAGGAAAUGCACCGUCGCCACAUGACUCCCACGCCCAUUGAUCUCUCUUCGAAUGCUCCCAUUUUAACCAGCAGUCUGCGGACCCGAUACCUCCAUAGCAUUUGCAAUUGCGUGCAUGCCAGGAAUGGACCAGUCUCCAGCUUGGAUCCGGCCUACUAUCCGCCCUAUGAUGGCAAUGCGAAUGCUGCUGCUCCGUCCCAGCAGAUUCCCUCUAGUAAUGGCCAGGCCACGGCCGUAUCUGCUGCCCAGCCACAGCACUCGCAAUCGAACAUGCGGCACAUUCAAGUGCAACACCAGCAGCCUCAAGCCCAGCAGCAGCAGCAGCAGCAGCAGCAGUCUCCGCCUGUUCUGCAGCAUCUGCAGCGUCAACGAGCAAUCCAUCAUCACAUGUUCCAUCAUCAUUACUCGCCGUUGCAUUUGGAAAUUGGACUUGCAACGCCACUGUCGCUCGGCUCACGGAUACUGAUUGGAGCACCACGCCCCAACCGUGGGGCAACUUUGGAAACAAUUGAACGAAAUACCUUGCCCCACAAAUACCGGCGUGUGCGUCGGCCCAGCGAAUCAGAUGAGGACGCGGAGAAGUGUGCCAUAUGUCUGUCUCUGUUCGAGAUUGAGAAUGAUGUGCGGCGCCUUCCCUGUAUGCAUCUUUUUCAUACCGAUUGCGUUGAUCAAUGGUUAGUCACCAAUAAACACUGCCCGAUUUGUCGUGUCGACAUUGAGACCCACAUGGCGAAUGAUGCACUCAACUCCAGUGGGGUCUCUGAUGCCGCCAAUGCCGCGGCCUUAUGACAUUGUGUGCAUGGAAUCUUCAUGUAAAACUUCAUGUGGACCGAGUUCGCGAGGGCUAGCCAACGUCGUUAUAUAAACUAAUUAGAUAACCUUUGAAUCCCACACACUCUUCAACGACACUUGUAGAAGGCUAAGCACCAAACCAAAUUUCAGUGUGGCGCUUGAAUAUCAAAAGAAGCCAAAAUCCGUUUGGCUCAACCCCUCCCCUCCCUAUAUAGUGUAUACUUAUCUUAAGUGUUUUGGCUUAUAAUUUCCUAAGAAUAUGUACAAAUUGUCUACGUUUUGUGUAACAAAAUUCUUGUGAUAAGAAUUUCAUAAAUGCUUAAAUUGUUAUAGCAUAGAACCUCCCACAAUGGGAAAUAAUUAUAUUUUUUUUGCCCA
Messenger RNA from Drosophila subobscura, 4662 nucleotides. RefSeq names its product E3 ubiquitin-protein ligase Arkadia. Gene Ontology annotation, biological process: protein ubiquitination. The transcript is spliced from 7 exons. The record is from RefSeq and is a predicted model, not a curated record. Lineage: Eukaryota; Metazoa; Arthropoda; Insecta; Diptera; Drosophilidae. The coding region runs from base 286 to 4281 and encodes 1331 amino acids.